Oppia nitens is the source of this 1611-nucleotide messenger RNA. RefSeq lists its product as uncharacterized. Bases 1 to 1611 code for a protein of 536 amino acids. The transcript has 6 exons. The record is from RefSeq and is a predicted model, not a curated record. NCBI's taxonomy places the organism in Eukaryota, Metazoa, Arthropoda, Arachnida, Sarcoptiformes, Oppiidae.
AUGGAUGGUCAUAACAAUGAUGGUUAUGAUGUUGAAAAAACAGUUAUACAUCCGAUUUAUGCAAUUAAUCAGCACCCACCUACUGAUUUGGCACUGAUUAAACUAACAGCUGAUUUACCGCUUAUCGAUACAAACGUUGGACAACCACUACUACUACAUCCAUAUCGGACACUAAACGGUAUUUGUUUGCCAAAGUUUAAAAUAUACAAUAAUAGGGAUGAGUUGGCAUUGAUGGCCGGUUACGGUGCAGUUACCCAUACCGAUUUUACGAAUAGACUUCAUAUGGGUUUUAUUAAGAUUAAGGCAGCCGUACGUAAUGCGACAGACUAUUGGCGGAUAGCUAUACUCGGCCAACGAUAUCCUCAAUAUAACGGCACCUUUUCAUGUCCGCACCCGGCUACCGAUUUGGCACUGGUUAAACUAACAGCUGACUUACCGCUUAUCGAUACAAACACUGGACAACCACUACUACAUCCAUAUCGUGGACUAAACGGUAUUUGUUUGCCAAUGGCUAACCAACACAACGAUAGGGAUGAGUUGGCAUUGAUGGCCGGUUACGGUGGAGUAACCGAUACCGAGUAUAGUAAUAGACUACGUAUGGGUUAUAUUAGGAUUAAGGCAGCCGUACGUAAUGCGACAGACUAUUGGCGUAUAGCUAUACUCGGCCAACGAUAUCCUCAAUAUAACGGCACCUUUUCAUGUCCGGGUGAUUCUGGUGCUCCAUUGUAUCAUUUAAGUCCAGAAAUAUAUAGUGCAAAAAUUCAGGGGGGUGCUAAUUUAAAUGCAAUCGAGUCUAUCACCGAGAUUAAAGAUAUUACUACAAAUAAAAAAUCAUAUGAUUUGAUUGUUGACUUGGGCUGCGCUGACGGCCGUAUAACCAAACAUUUGUUAGGCAAACAAAUCCCUCAUAAACUGUUGGUCGGUAUCGAUGUCGUACCCGAUAUGAUAAGCUAUGCCCGUCAGCAUAAUUCAGAUGAAACCAUUGAAUAUCUAUUGCAAGAUAUGAGUGUCAAGUGGCCAGAGAUGAGUCCCCGGAUUAGACAAUUGGAGUCUAAAGUGGAUCUAAUAUUUUCAAACUUUACCCUACAAUAUAUGCCCGAUAAGUGGCAAUUGAUGGCCACUUGUAAUCGCUUACUAACCGCUAGUGGUAGUAGUAGUAGUAGUAGUAGUAGUGGCGGUAUAUUUCACGCCAAUGUGAUUAUAUUACCCGAUCUGAACAAAAAACUGGUCUCAAACACUACUAAUAGUCCCGACAAACAAUGGUAUCAAACCCGUGAAAAACAAUUAGACGAUUGGCGUCAAAGUCUAGCGGAUAAUCACUUUCUGAUCCAUAAGUUUCAGAUUAUUGAUAGCAUUUGGCCGACGGAUAGACAGAGAAUGAUUGAACUAAUGCCUGUAAUGCUGUCAAACUAUCGGUCAUUUUUCAAAAAUCAAUCGGACUUUGAUAGUGAACUCAACGAUCACUUAACGGAUACAGUGUUUGACGCCUACGUCAAUCCCGACAGCCCUGAGCCCAAUCCCAGAGCGUGGCAACAGUUUUUGGCCGAUCCGACCGUUACGGAAGUCAACAUUUACUUACGUGUACUACGUAUAACUGCUGUUAAAGAAUAA